This is a messenger RNA of Suillus fuscotomentosus, 866 nucleotides long. RefSeq lists its product as uncharacterized. NCBI's taxonomy places the organism in Eukaryota, Fungi, Basidiomycota, Agaricomycetes, Boletales, Suillaceae. The transcript is spliced from 4 exons. The coding region runs from base 112 to 777 and encodes 221 amino acids. The record is from RefSeq and is a predicted model, not a curated record.
AGUUGCCAGAACAAAAAUGUGUACACAUGGGACAUUCAGGCCAUCCUCAAAGAAGCUGGCCUUGAAGACCUCCUCCAACCUUUAUCUGAUGUCCCAGCUGAAAAGUCGGCGAUGAAUAGCGAUGCUGCUCGGCAUCCACCUAUUCAGGUCCGUCGAAUACCGCCAGCCUUUUUUGAUGGCGUACACAAUGGCGCUCAGUCCUCUGCAGCACACGGUACACAUCAUUGUUCUCCCGCCCGCAGUACUCGAGCACCCCUUCUCGAACGCUUAUCAUCCCUCUUCCACCACUCUCACUGGAAUACCGAUGGUGCAACCGAACUUCAGCGACGCCCAAGGCGGUCCAUAUUCUCUCGUGGUCCUCGUAUUGUUGAUGUUGCUACAGUACAGGACAGAAAGGUAUUUCAUACAUUUAUUUGCAAUCACACUGGUUCAAUAAUUCUGUUCAGGCAUUGUAUGUUGCUCCGCGGCCACGACAGCAGCAGCAAAGGCCGUUGCAUGGCCAGGGCUCGUCGCAAUCUCAGCCUACCGCCACCGCCACCACCACAUCUACCACACCUGAUCAAGGUACUAGCACUGCCGCACCAGGUGCAGCAACCGCGCAGUCACCACCUAUCCCAUUGUGGGUUCGUUUCGUACUGUUUCUUUGCUGCGUAUCUCCCCCGUACGUCAAUGGUCAUUAAUAUAGGAGCAGUAUAUGUACAAUCAUCUUAUCCUUCGCGUCUUCUACUAUUCCAUCAACCUUGUUUCCUCGUCAUGAGACUCGUGCUAUCAUGCUAGCAGUCCUAACAAGAACAUUAUACUCAUUCUCAAGCUUGGAGUCCUGGCACGUGACAGGCAUGCGGGGCAGCAGUACGUGAAAACAAAUC